This is a messenger RNA of Quercus robur (English oak), 1658 nucleotides long. RefSeq lists its product as uncharacterized. Gene Ontology annotation, molecular function: RNA binding. The record is from RefSeq and is a predicted model, not a curated record. Bases 542 to 1348 code for a protein of 268 amino acids. The transcript is spliced from 6 exons. Lineage: Eukaryota; Viridiplantae; Streptophyta; Magnoliopsida; Fagales; Fagaceae.
CAGUUGCACCUUUUGUCUUUUGCCCACUUGCUUUCUUUCUUGUUGUUUCCUUUUCUUUUUUUUCUUUUUCUUUUCAUUUUCUACAGCUACUUGAUAUUGGAUUUCACAUAAUAAGUCCUUAAUAUACACGUAACUUUUAUCCUAUAUUUUUCAUUCUUUGAGGUUUUUCCCUUUAUUUCUUUUGGAUUUUGUUUUCUUUACCUCCUAUAUUUUCCAGCCUUUCUAAAUAGCAUGAUUAGUAUUUCUUGUUAAGGGUAUCUUUCUUGUGGAAUCUAAAGGGACGUGAUGAUGGAAGUCUUAGUAUGUUUUUAACUAGAAAGAGAAGAAGAACAAGAAGCACCAGGAGUACAUCAUCAAGAUCACAUAUUUGUAGAAAAAGUUUUCCUUGAAUUAAUUGUGAUCAUCUAGUGGUUUCUUUUCUUUCUGUCUUCUUAUACCUUGUUGGCUUUGUUUUGGCUUCUGGGGUUUGGUUGUUAUCAAAGUUCUCACUUGUUUUAGUGUCAGAAGUGGUUGUCUGAGCCCUUAGUAUCUCUUGGUAUUCAUGUCUCAACAAAGGCAAAGUAAGAUGGUUGGUGCAAACAAUGUCUCACAGUUUGGUGACACAACCUACACCAAGAUCUUUGUUGGAGGAUUGGCUUGGGAGACUCAAAGGGAUGGUGUGAAGCGUUAUUUUGAGCAGUUUGGAGAGAUUCUAGAGGCUGUUGUGAUCAUUGACAAAAAUACAGGAAGAUCAAAAGGCUACGGUUUUGUAACAUUUAAGGAUCCAGAUUCAGCCAUGAGAGCUUGUCAAAACCCCUAUCCUGUAAUUGACGGAAGAAGAACUAAUUGUAACCUAGCAGCCUUUGGUGCACAAGCGAAUUAUCCAAACACUCCUCAACGAGGAAUGGAGAAAUUCAGGCCACCUUUGAGAACCAUGGCACCAGCUCCUUUUCAAGGGACCUCCACAUAUUUCCACCAACACAUCCCCCAAUACUCAUUUCCAUAUUCAGCAUACGGGUAUCCUGGUUACCCACAAGACAUGUUAGCAAUGAACUAUUACAAUGUAUAUGGUGGCCAACAACAGUUACCAUCUUAUUACGCCUAUGUAGGAUCUGGGUCUCCUGGAGUCUAUAAUUAUUAUCCAUUCCAAGCUCAACAUGGACACAGUACUAGUACUCCACUGCAGCACAGCCCCAAGAGGAUCAUACAACAUCCUUACUUGCCUCAGCAGCGCCGUGCAAUUGGGGGCCUACAAUUUACUACUUCGGUUUCCCCAUCAUCAACCUCUACCACUGAAAAUUCAGGCACAGCAACAAUUGCCACAGCUGGAGUGCCAGGAAGUGCCUCUGAACAGAAUUCAUCAGCAUAAAUUUGAUGACAAAUAUUUCCAUACAUGAAAAGAGUAGAAGGGUCAAUAGAAACAGCAGAAAGGAUUACAAAGAGUCACAGAUACCAGACAAAAGAAAGGAACAGGAUUUCAUUUUUCAAUUCCAACAUCAACAUGCCUAAGAAGAAGUAACUAAGCAUAGGGAGACACUAGGUAGUUCAUUCAUUGGACAGGUGAUUGGGACCUUAGAGAUUGCUCCACUAAUCAAACUAGGCAUAUCCAAUCGUUCAUUAUCCUCUCAUUUUUUUAUUAAACAGAUAUUUUCAAUACCAAAGCCUUUAGCUUUCUUUUU